Molecule: messenger RNA, 1155 nt
Organism: Pogonomyrmex barbatus (red harvester ant)
Lineage: Eukaryota; Metazoa; Arthropoda; Insecta; Hymenoptera; Formicidae
Gene: Zfrp8
Product: Zinc finger protein RP-8
Cellular component (GO): nucleus; cytoplasm
Source: RefSeq, a predicted model, not a curated record
UUCGCAAAAGUUAAAACGAAUACGUGCGUCGAGUUUGACGUUUCGUGGUGAACCCUCGUGGAUGUCGUCUAGCUUGGAUAUGGCAGUCGAUUUAGGAUUCGUGGAGAAAUGCGAGUCCUGGCGGCUGGAGAGCCGAUUCUUCCCCAGUAAAGUAGGCGGCAGGCCGGCCUGGCUCGAUCUAAAAAAUAUUCCCACCAAAGCUGAUCUAGAAUGCGAAUAUUGCGGCGAUCCCUGUGUGUUUCUUUGCCAGAUUUAUGCGCCAUAUGAGGAGGACGUCGAUGCGUUUCAUAGAACUAUAUACGUUUUCAUAUGCAAAAAUGUAGAUUGUUGCAAGUUGAAUCAGAACGGAAACUUGAAAGUUUUCCGAUCACAGAUGAAUAGAGUUAACAACUUUUAUCCAUCCGAACCACCUGUGGAACAGAAGGAUUGGAAAACAGAUAUUGAUGUAUCGCAGUGGACAAAAACAUGUCAUGUAUGUGGAAUCUUGGCACCAAAUCACUGUGGUAAAUGUAAAAUCGUCAAUUAUUGCUCUCGAAUACAUCAAGUUUAUGAUUGGAAGAACAGACACAAAGAUAUAUGUGGUAUGGUAGAAGAUAAAAAUGACAACAGUUUUCUGUUUCCUGAAUAUGAGAUAGUGAUAGAGAGCGAUGAUAUUACAAAAGAAAAUGUUGAGCAGAAUGAUCUGAAAAGUGAACAAGAAGAAAUGGAAAAAUAUAACACGAUGGUGCAAGAUGACAGAGUUGGAACAUUUCAGCAUGAAGAUGUUAAUGAUGACUUACUAGAAAUGGCUAAUGAUGAGAAAGAUGAGAUAUUUGCAGAGUUUCGUAUGAAAAUAGAUAAUUAUCCAGAUCAGAUUUUAAGGUAUGAUAGAGGAGGAAAAGUUUUAUAUAUUUCAUCACAUAAUCAGACAAUAGAUAUACCAAAAUGUCCAGAAUGCAAUGGUGAUAGACAAUUUGAAUUUCAGAUAAUGCCACAGCUAUUGAACUAUCUCGGCUCCAAAGAUGUUAUCAAGUGCCUUGAUUGGGGAAUAUUGGCUGUUUUCACAUGUAAACAAUCUUGCAUAUCUAAGAAUAAGUAUAUAAGAGAGUAUAUAUGGAAGCAAGACAUUGUACAGGAAGAAACUGAAUCGAAAAUAAAUCAGAACAUAUGAAUAUA